Molecule: messenger RNA, 2568 nt
Organism: Magallana angulata
Lineage: Eukaryota; Metazoa; Mollusca; Bivalvia; Ostreida; Ostreidae
Exons: 8
Coding region: 225-2408 (727 amino acids)
Cellular component (GO): extracellular region
Molecular function (GO): chitin binding
Source: RefSeq, a predicted model, not a curated record
GCAAUCCUACUGAAAGUGACCACAAGUGACCACUGGUGUUAUCAAGCGUUGGUAAAGAAUUUCGGACACAUUUUAAGUUAAUGUAAACACUCGAAGAUUAGAAAAUGAAAACUUGUUAAAAAUGACGCAGUUGUUAGUUUCAUCACCUAGGAGACUUAAAUAUUUUGAAAAUAAAUCCAAAGCAUCUAUCUCAUCAGAAAAUUCGGCAUAAUUUUUUGGGGGAGAUGAUUUGUAGAAGAUAUUCAACGUUAUCGGCUCUAUACAUAGCCAUUUUGUUUUGUCUGGGUUGUGAGGGCUUCACUGACCGCACCCUAGAGGAACGAGCAGGCGGGGCAGACAUCGUACAGGCCGUGGUGGACAUUGUCCGCGAGAAUUGCAUCUACCCCAAUGACCGGGUCUUCCUCAGACGCCUCGCCUAUGUUCAGUCCCAAGACGGACUGGACGUGAGGACAUUCCGACCCGACUUUUACGGAGGAAUCUGGCAAGUUGAGGAAGCAGAUUUCAACUUAACUUCAUCAUGCAUUGGAUUAGAAAAUCAGUGCAAGAUAAUAAGAGAUAAACUCAACAUAAACUGGACGAGCGUGAUGUGGCAGAAUCUGACAAAACCCCUGUACUCGGGACUGGCUGCUAGUCUGUUGCUACAGCUGAGGGCGGGAAACAACACCCCCGGGGAUAUAAACAAACAGGCGGAAUUCUGGAUCAACAACUACCAGCAUGGAAAGACCAAGACGUUUUUUCUGACGGAAAUUCAAAAGAUCGCAAGGGCUACUUGUCAGAUAGAUCUAGCCUUCAUUGUGGACACCUCGGGGAGUAUCGGGUACUUUAAUUUUAUUGACAUGCUCGGUUUCAUGAAGAAAGUCACCCGUGGAUUGAACAUAGGGCCUGGAAACUCCCAAGUUGCCGUCGUGUCCUUCAGUAAUACGGCGAGGUUGGAAUUUGGAUUUGAAGAACAUCAAGAUCAUGCAUCUUUGGAAAGAGCCAUGAACUUCAUUAACUAUGACGCAGGAGGCACUGCCACCAAUAAAGGGAUAAAGCUGGCAAGGGAAUCUGUCUUUGAAACCAGCUCACGAAAAGGUGCAACCAAAGUCGCCCUUGUCAUUACGGACGGAUCAUCAGAUUCUUUCCAAGACACGAUUAACGAGGCAAAGAUAACCAAGGAAGCGGGAAUCGUCGUAUUUGCACUUGGAAUCGGAAACAUAAACAAGGCAGAGUUAAGGGCCAUAUCGAGUCCACCUGAGUGCACCCACGUGAUUUUAUUGGCGGGAUUCUCGGAAAUUGACAAUGUAGUCCAAGAAAUCGAAAAAGCAGCUUGUCGAGCACCUAUCGUCGUGGAUUCGAACAGCGUCAUUGGUAUGAACGGCACAAGCGUGGAUAUACACGGAGUGAGGUUAAAUGUUACUUACAAGCACCACAUCGACACCACCACCACGCUCGCCUUUGUCACACAGAGGACGGAGUCCAACACCACGGGCGCUCACAACGUCCUGGAGGUCAAGGUGAACUGUGGAGUGGUACAAGUGUAUGCUUCCUUUGACAACCCUCACCCUAGCUCCGUCUUCUACAGCCAGAAACUGACCGCGACGGACGGACAUCCGGCACUGUUGUUCCUGAAUAAGACAGCAGACGGCAGGCCGCUAUACCUGACGUCAGUGGGGUCACCCUACAGCAUCAAGGGGAAGAACUGCACCGACGCCAACUACCUUACCACUUUUGCUCACAUCAAUAUGUCCAAAGUUGAAGUGGUUUGCAAAGAGGAUGGCAUUGAGAGACCGUGCACCAAAAAGGACUUCGAGUUCCAGUCGUCCUACAAGGACAUGGUUUGUCAGUCUGGUAAUAUGGCUAUCCCAAAUCCCUGCACUGACACUGCUCUCCUAAACAAAGAACUUUACCACCCUCACCCAUAUGACGAAACAAAGUUCAUCAGGUGCGAUUACCAGCAGAAGAUGUAUGUCAUCCAAUGCCCGGAUGGACAACGCUACACAACAGGCUCCGACUCUUGUGGGUCUGCGCAGGUAACGGCAGGAGACAAGGUCUCGCUGGCAACGGAUCUUACAAACCCCUGUACACCACAGUCCCUUAUCAGUCAACAGUUCUUCUUCGCCUACCCCAAAGAUAAUACCAAGUACAUUCACUGUGACGUGUGGGGCCACGCGUGGGUCUCUAAUUGCUCCUCCCACAUGGUUUGGAGCCAGGCUAAACAAACAUGUACCCCGGAUGUACACACCUCUACAAACCCGUGCACACAGGACAAAGUGGAUCAGGGCUACACCAUGUUUCCCCAUCACGACCCCCAUAAAUAUAUCCACUGUGACAACGCCCUCAACCCCUGGGUCCAGGCCUGCACACCACACACGGUGUUUAAUUUUGAUUCACAGAACUGUGUAUGGGAGACUGCGCCUGUAGGAUAAUGGUCCGAUCUACGUUAUGGAGAAGAUGCGUUAUAAUUAAGCUGAUGCUUUUUUGUCAAGAAUUAAUUUGCUUAUGAAUUGAUGUAUUCAAACCAGAUAAAGAUUCGUUUUAUUAUAUUGAAAUAUUAAAAUUAUCUUAGCGAAAUAAAAAAAAAAUAAU